AUGGGGUCAUGGGUCUGGGCAGAGGUGUCCAUUCUAGUCGUCCUUAUUCAACUCGUUCGAGCAUCAACAUGGUGGUCUGAUGCGUCCACGCAAAAGGGUGUAGUCGUUGGUGAUUCGCCUUUGACCUUUUCGACAUGCUGGAAGGCAUUGGGCCCUUUUAGACUGGGAACUCGCGAAUCUGUAUGGGGAGCUGAUCCAAUUGAGUAUUAUGGCGGUAUCAGGAAUACCACCUCCAACGAGGACAUCCACUACCACAGCCCUCUCGCAGCAAACGCAACCGUGCAGUGGGAAAACCGCACCUAUCGCACCGAUACAUCCCAGGAGGGUGCAAUUGUUGGUCUAAAGUUGCAGUAUGCAGACAUAGAUUGGCAUUUUGCACAACAGAUUUAUGGUUGGUCUGCUAUUCAGUUUCAAGCUUGGGUGAUAGGUGAAUUGCUCUGGUUGGGAAGUGCUUCUCAACCAGCGCUUUUAUACACGGACAACAUUUUGGAGCUCUGGGUUGGCGAUGAUCAUAUCUUUGGGGGUGACUUUUACAGUUUCCGACGAGCGCCAGUUGUCAUCCACUUGCAUCCAGGUAUCAAUGUUGUCAGAGUGCGCCUGCUUGGUGAUAUACGGUCCAUGGGUGGGAGAUUGCCUCCUAAUCUGCAGGCCAGGUUGGAGGUAAAAAUCGUGCAGGACCUCCUUGCAGUCGACAAACAUGGUGUACUGCUUCCAGAUGUCGUAAGAGGCCAUUUCUGCGCCCCGUUUGGAAGUGUUACGGUCCGAAACCAGGGAGGUAAAUGGGUCAAGAUCGACCGCAUUGCAACCUCUCAUGACUUCGACAAGUCUGUCAUGUCUGGCGGAGCAAUCUGGUUGGCUCCUGGCCAGUCCCGGCCGGUGAAGAUCCACCUCGAUUUCAAGGCUGGGUCAAGAGAGUCUAUUAACUUUAGGCUGGAAUAUACGCCGAAGGACUCUACACCAUCGCACCUAACCUUCGCUGGCAGGACAAGCCAUGCAGAUGUAAGUGCACCACAUAAAGUAACUUUUCUUCAUCCCAGUGGUGCGGUCUCGUAUGCAAUCCUGCGUCCUCCAAGCGUCAAUCAAUCUUUUCAAGCAUCAGAAGAUGUCCCUGUCCUUGUGAAUCUCCAUGGCGCAGGGGUGGAAGCAGACAGCGUCUUCGUUAGAGACAUGUUUGAAGAGAUUCCUGAACUGCCCGCCUGGGUUCUGUCUCCCGCAGGAAUGAGUGAAUGGAGCGGUGAUGACUGGCACACUUGGGGAUUUGCUGAUACUGAAGCUGCAAUCAACAUGAUAGCUCAGUGGACCGAGAAUAAUGAGUGGAGAGGUCCAGGCGUAUGUUUGGACAAAGUUCUGGUGGCAGGUCAUUCAAAUGGUGGCCAGGGGACCUGGUAUUUCAGCACUCAUCAACCCGAGCGUACUCUUGCUGCAGCUGCCGCUUCAGGAUACUCUUCCAUCGAGAACUAUGUCCCGUUUCACCUGUGGCAAGAGGCAGAUCCUUUGCAGAGUGCUAUUCUUCAGACUGCCCGAGGCAAUUACCGACACGAAUUGUUGGUGGACAAUCUCGUGGGACUGCCCAUCUUGCAACAACAUGGGUCAGCAGAUGACAACGUGCCUGUUUAUCAUUCUCGUCUGAUGAAUGCCCUUCUCGCCCAGGUUGGCCACCAAGCCAACUAUUCAGAAAUACCAGGCUGGGGCCACUGGGUUGAUGGUUCCAUGACGACACGAUCCAUGAAGGACCUCUACUUCAACCACUUGACAUGUAAGACCGCACGGAAACAAGUACCAAGUCGAUUUUCCUUUGUUGUGCCAAACUCGCAUGACAUGGGUUCCCGACAUGGCGUUUUCGUCGAUCAGCUCUUGUCACCUGACCGAAUGGGCAAGAUUGACGUGGUCAUCACCGAGACGGAAAGGGGUGUGCAAUGGCAAUUGAAGACCACAAACAUCCGGCGUUUGCGAUUCGAGUGGACACAUGACCUGACCAAUACCGCCGACGAGGUCCGGUUUGACGACAUGCUGCUCCCGUUUGACAUUGAAGGCCAAGCCAGACCGUCAUCGUUUGUGAAACGAGACACGAAUAUCUGGGCCAAGGAAGUGUUACUGAAGUGGAAGAAUCUGGAGCAACGUUCUGGUCGUCAAAGGGGCGUUCUGGAAUCGAUACUCCGCAGUGCUGGUCCAUUUCAGCUGGUGUAUAGCUCGGAGGUAGCUCUUGCAAGCGCCACUCAGGCCAGCCGUAAUCUUUAUCAAUAUUACGGCGCAGAUUCAAGCAUUCUGCCAUGGCUAGAGUACCCAAACGCGGCUGAAGAAGAUUGCAACAUAAUCAUCUUUGCGCUGGGAAAGACGACUCUGCCGAAGCGAAUCCCACGCUUUCCCAUUGUCAUUGAAGAUGAUAGAUUGCUACUAACGGCAUGCAACGGUAGGAUAGCCUCGAUUCCAUUUGCUCCAGGACUGGGCGGUGUUUGGCUACGUCCUCUUCCGAACGAAAGACUGGAAUUAGUGGUUUGGGGGUUUGAUAGUAAUGGAUUGAAGCAGGCCGCCAGGCUUGUUCCCACCCUCACCGGUGCUGGCCAGCCUGACUUUGUAAUUUUUGAUGCAUCAGCAAGAUGGAAAGGACAUGGUGGAGCAGUGGCGAUGGGCUUUUUCGACUAUAGAUGGAGGAUAUCUGCAGGAUCUUACCUUCCAUGA
Molecule: messenger RNA, 2679 nt
Organism: Exophiala aquamarina CBS 119918
Lineage: Eukaryota; Fungi; Ascomycota; Eurotiomycetes; Chaetothyriales; Herpotrichiellaceae
Exons: 2
Coding region: 1-2679 (892 amino acids)
Biological process (GO): proteolysis
Molecular function (GO): serine-type peptidase activity
Source: RefSeq, a predicted model, not a curated record